AGAAAGCUGGCACUAUUAACUGCUUUGUCAGAAGUAACAGGAGGUCUGCUAUGCUUGGCGCAUACCAUCACAUGGGCAAUGCUAUCUUUAGCAAAAGACAUGUUAGCUCCUUCACAGCACAGAUUCAUACAGAAACCCAUCAGGAGGAGAAAGACACAGCGGCCUUGGGAUACCUAUGCUUUUUAUCGGAUGUUAUAAUGGCCACGCUUCGUGUUAUCGUAGAUGGGACGGUUUUUACCGCAGACAAGGAAUUGUUGAUAAGGCACAGUGAAUAUUUUCGUGCUCUCUUCCAGUCUGGAAUGCGGGAGAGUUCCCAAGAUGAAAUCCAAUUAUGCAAUUUAGGUGCAAUGGGCUUCUUGAUAACAUUAAGGAUAUUGGAAGGUGAGAGGCCUCUCUUGAGUUGUGACGAGAUCUUGGAAGCUGUGGAGUGUGCAGCCUUCUUACAGGUUGAACUUCUUAUGAAGCAUUUGGUCAAUCUGAUUGACUCUGACAAUUGUCUGGUAAUGUUUGAAGCAGCUGCCACCUAUGGACUGCUCGACCUGUUCCAUGAAGCUGCCUUGUACAUCAGAGAUAUUUAUGAGCUUUUGGAAAAAGAGAUACAGUGCUUGCCCAAAGACCUCAUUCAAUACAUUGAUUCUCUUAUGCCCAGCACCUUUGUUGCAGUGGGUGCUCACACUCCUACCAUAGAGUUCCUUGAAGAUUCAUCAAGAACAAUGUGCUUCUUAAAUGAGAAAGAUAAUCAAUGGGUGAGUCUUGGGUGUAUCCCAGAAAAUGCCAGCACAUUUCUGGCUGGUGUUACCACUCUAAACAAUAAAGUUUUCAUUGUAGGUGGAGCUCGAGGAGCAAACAAGCAAGUAGUGGACAAAAGCUUCUGUUACGAUCCAGACAACCACACCUGGAGUGAGUUUGCCUGCCCACAACAGCUCCGCUAUGAAUUGACACUAGUAGGACAUGAAGGAUAUUUAUACGCCUUUGGGGGGGAGUAUGAGAGGGUUCCUGUGGCUUAUGUGGAGAAAUAUUCUUUAUCCUCCCAGAUUUGGUCCUUUGGGAAGGAGUUACCACAACCUAUGGCAGGCCCUCCUGCUACAAAGGCCAUGGGAAGAAUUUUCGUCUCCCUCUGGAAGCCACAAGAUACAACUAUAAUUUAUGAAUAUGAUACUGACAAAGAAGAGCUAAUUCCUAUCUCGUCAAUAAGGCGACCCCAGAGCUAUGGUCACUGCAUGGUGGGACACAGAGAUAACCUGUACAUCAUGAGAAAUGGCCCAUCUGAUGACUUUUUGCGUUGCACAAUUGAGAACUUUAACCUCAGCACUCAGCAGUGGACAACCCUCUCUGGACAAUAUGUCAACAGCAAGGGAGCCCUUUUCACUGCUGUUAUCCGAGGAGACACCGUCUUUACUCUCAACAGGGUGACGACCUUGCUCUACAAGAUCGAUACUUGCACCUGGAAGCCCAUGAAAGAGAAGUGUGGAUUCAAUAAAGGAGGGUCUAUGCAUACAUUCUUCCUGAGAAUUCCUACCAAGACAAAGCUAAUGGCCUGCAAAUUGUACAAGAAUCCUUACCAGAGCUAUUUAUAAUUGUUUCUAGGGGUCUUAUUUUAUACGUUAUCACAUUCUUAAAUACAAUGUUUCUUAAUUUUGGCA
Messenger RNA from Bufo gargarizans (Asiatic toad), 1643 nucleotides. It is a transcript of the gene KBTBD13, whose product is annotated as kelch repeat and BTB domain containing 13. Gene Ontology annotation, molecular function: protein binding. The transcript has a single exon. The record is from RefSeq and is a predicted model, not a curated record. The coding region runs from base 51 to 1577 and encodes 508 amino acids. NCBI's taxonomy places the organism in Eukaryota, Metazoa, Chordata, Amphibia, Anura, Bufonidae.